AUGAAGCACACAACGGGAAUUCACAGUUGCGAACCAUUGACUAUGCGAUGUAAAGGUGUCUUCCAGUUAAAUGAAGAGAUUACUGCACUGCGUAGGGGUGACAAUGCUCGGGUAGCAUACCGUUCUGAAAAAGUUGUCGAAGGAGGAUUAAUCACGUGCAUUCCUUUUGUAAUCGUCGACGAGAGUGGUGAAGGGGACUUACUAUUGGGUCGCUUUUACGAAAUGGAAGGUGCGAUUGUAAUGGACAACUUCACCGCCCGACAACUGUUCUUCGUAGACCGGAAACUGCUUCUCCCGAAACGGCCCGCGAGUUCAUUAAUGCCGUUGGAUGUCGACAUGGUAGAGUUUGAAAAUCGAGGCGUUGUUCUGUCGAAUCUCAGAGCCAGCGUUGAACCAGGGACAGAGAAUUUCUACGUAAUGUGUAUAAAACAUCGGCAAUGGAAUAUUACGACAUUGACUUGGGUAGACUUCCGUGCCGAGUACAUUUACGAUAUCUCGAAAUUUGGCAGCGACAAGGCGGGGAUUCUGUCUGUUGGAAAUGUUAUAGAUGUAGGCGGUCACGGCGUAAGUUGGUCUGAUUGGCAGGGCGGUUGGAUUAUUAUGGCACAGAGUACUUUUGCCCAUCCAAGCAUUGCACUUCAUCUACCAUCGAUAAUAUAUAUCAAACUAUCGUUUUCACUAAGCAUCAUUCUUAUGAUAAUGGAAGACGGUGAUCAGUCAAAAACCGACCAGGGUUUACAAAACAGAAGUAACUCGGGCGAAAAAGAUGUAGCUAAGGAGAAAGUUGGACAUAGAAUAUCGAGCGAUAAUAGCCCGCGCGUAGAAAAUCAUAUCACAACGAUGAUAGAAGACAGACUGCAUGUUGGAAAUGUAGAAUUGCAAUCUCGAGGUCUACCGCAUGUCAACUGGGUAGCGGACCGGGGAGACGAAGGAAUCGCAAAGUGA
Molecule: messenger RNA, 945 nt
Organism: Melampsora larici-populina 98AG31
Lineage: Eukaryota; Fungi; Basidiomycota; Pucciniomycetes; Pucciniales; Melampsoraceae
Exons: 6
Coding region: 1-945 (314 amino acids)
Source: RefSeq, a predicted model, not a curated record